AUGGCGAGUCAACAGCCCUCUGCUCGAGCUCGCAGAAGCAGCGGAGACAUAAUGCAGAGUGCCCAGUCACAGAAACAGAACACGGAUGAUGGAGGAAACCCCAACGAAGGGUCUAAGAGAGCCUCAGAGACUGCAGGACCCUCGCAGCGACAACGAAAGAUCGCCGGAGGCGCGGCGCGAGAACCAAAGAGCCCAGGAGGGAGCCCCAGUGACAGUCGCCGACCGUCACUUGUCCAUCGGAGCAGCGGACUGCUCACUCGCAAGGAAGAUGCAGCCGUGAGAGCACGCCAAGAAGUCUCUUUCGAAGACAACAAGGAUGCUAGCCACAGCCGACGGACCUCGCUCCAGCUCAAGCAGCGAAAGGAACAAACUCGCGAGAGGCAGCGCCAGAGCGCGAAGCGGGAGAAGGAGCUCCCAACACUGACGCGAAGGGGAGGAGAGGAGAGAAGGGGGGCGGACGAAGCUGAGAGGCCACGCACAGAUAGCGGAAAUGAGGAAGCGGAUGCAGAAUACAGGGCAGAAGCCAUGUCAUAUGUCGCGGGAGGUUCAGAGGAGAGGCGAGACCGCGACCGUCAGACAGGCCUCGGAGGGGAAAUAGAUACAGGAGUCAGCGGCAGAGAGGUCACGAGCGGCGACACGGCGAGCGCCGAAAAAGAGGAAACAGGAAGGGCACCCGCGCGUGAAGAGUCGCGUCCCAGUCCGACCCCCGACGUCGACGCGGUGGACAAGUUCGAGUGGGAACUGCAACCUCAGGAGAUUCCUUAUCACCAGCAAGGCAAUCCAAAGUUCGACAGCCCCGAGGUGCUCGAAGCGCGGCAGCGGCUUAAAAACCACCCAGCGAUUCAGUGCGCUCUCGCCGAGAUCUGGAAGGUGUUUCAGAAGGACAAGAAUGACUGCAUCUCUCGAGAGGAGUACACCAACGUGCUCAUGCGCAUUUGCCUGGUUUUGCGCCCGACGCUGCCUGGGGAGAGCGCCAUUUCCAUCAUUGAAAACGACUGGCGGCGCGACAGUCGAGGCAGUCCCGCGUUGACAUUUUCGCUCUUUCGGGACGCCUUCUUCGAGCUCGCCGAUCUGUGGACGCCUGUGCUGGACGGCGACGCCUACGCCGCCUUCCUCACGAAGCUGUUCAAACGCAUCACCGUGCUGCAAGUCACCCGCGCCGGGUCUGCAGAGAAAGUCCGCGUGAUUCCAAGAAUUGCUGUGCGCUUCCGGACGCGACAGGCGCGGUCGCUGUCCGCGGCCCCGUCGCCGCCUUCGUCGACCCGCACAGUGGUGUCUCUCGUUCGAAGUCCGAGCGACAAGCCGCGGAUGACUGCAGAGUGGCGCGCGGAGGACGCGCGGCAGCUGCGCGAGGCCCUAGAGGAAGGCUGCGCAGGCCCCGGCGAGCUCGAGUUCGAAGAAGACGUCGUGGCGCCUCUUCUCCCGUCUACACUCCCCGAGGCGGUCAAGGUGGAGACAGUCUGGGCGGACAAGAGCGAAAUCGCCCCUCUCGGCGCGGCCGCGCAAGCCCUGAUUGACGCCGUAAUCAGGCAGGCGGCUGCGGAUCGCGCAGAGGAUGCGCAAGCAACUGAUGCAGCGCCAGAAACCCAACGAGAGGACGUCGAGAGCGAGGAAAACGUGGACGCUGACCCCACCGACAGCGGCAACCACGCGGGCAAUGAAUCCGAAGUCGAAGAAAACAAGGGUGGCGAACGCGACUGCCCACAGAAGCGAGGGACUGUGAAGCGCUCGAGCGCCUCCUCACGGGCGAGCGCCUCCUUACGGCGACGCUCCAACUCCGACCCCCUCGUGGCGAACUCCAGCGGGCCCUUGGCUAGGCGCUGGCGGGAUGGUGACGACUAUGGGGCCUGCUGCGAAGGAGACAGAGAGACAGCCGGCGGCAACGGACGCAGCGCAGCAACACGCGAGGAAGCCUUGCCGCGCCGGGCAGAAGGCCAGACAACGGUCCCCCUCGGCACGAGCGACGAGGAGCAGCCAAGAGAGGACGCGCAAGACAAGGCGGUGACGGCGCGAGGCAGGGGCGGCGUCUCGGUGAGGUGGGCGCCUACCUCUGAAGUCGGCGCCUUCCGUUUUGACUGGCCUUUGCGGAACAGCAGCUACUUCCACUCUCCCGCGAGCGUGCAGCGCCCACUCGACGUCGCCUACGCGCGGCAGAAACUGAGAACUGAAGCGGCGAAAGUGCGGUGCGCGCAUCCGCCACCCGCACUCUCGCUUACCGUGAGCCUGGCGGCGGUGCCGAAGGUCGUCACGCUGGAUGGCACUGCGAGUCUGUCACGAAACAGCUCGACAGCAGGCGCUCCAUUCGUGAUUGGCGCCGCCGACAACACGCUGUUCGAGACCCUGGAGGACGCGCCGGAAGCGCCAGCCAGCGACAGAGCCGAGGCUCGGACCAAGCCGCGGAUCCGCUUCAGGUCCCAGAGUCUCCCGCUGCUCUGCGACGACCGCGGCGACAACGAAAGCUGCAGCUGGACUCUGCAGGGAUCCACGCACUUUGACUCAGCGGGCGCGGUGGCCAGGCGGACGGCGGAGUCCCUCGCAACGCGCGCAGCCCCCUUGGUCAGCUCCAGCAGCCCACGCUCCGGCGAGGAGACUCUCUCGCGACGCAGCCAGACGCUGUGCAGCGAGGAGAGACUCACGGCGGAGAGGGACGUGCCCGCGCCGGCGCUCUCAGAAGAGGGAGACGGCGCGGCUUACGUUCACGAGGUGCUCCCGCCCUUUGACGACGGUCCGCGGCUCUGCGAGCGAGACGUCAUCAGCCUUGCAACGACUCCGAAGCAAGCGAUUCUGGUCACAGGGCCUAGCAUCCCAGAGAAGAGUCGGCUUGCAUACAAGCUCGCGCGGAAGUUGGGUCUCGAGUGGCUGCAGUCGGAGUACCUCUUGGAGUCUCUCUCGCGCCUCGCCGAGCAGAUCCUCUCUCCUUUGGCAAAACGACUGCUGCGCCAGCUUCAGCGAGGAAAAGCCGUUUCGGUCUCCGACUCGCUGCGCCUCGCCUCGGAGUUCAUGUCGAGUCGGCGGGGAAGAGCUGCCGGCUAUGUCUUGGAACUGCCCAGCGACGACCCCCGGGCAGUCGAGAGAUUUCUGAAGAAGACCAAGGAGGUGUCGGGGAAGCCGGUCAUCAACUGGGAUGAGUUUCUGGCGAGACAGAACCUGGAGAGCCUCCGCGAAGAAGAAGAAAAGGCGGAAGGGAAAGAGGGAGGAGAGGAAGAAGAAGGCGAGGAGGACGGAAUCGACAGCGAGGAACAGUCUGACGAGGCGGGAACCGACCGUAGCGCGGCGCCUGCAGCGGCUGACGAGGUGACAGCAGCCGAAGAGCCUCAGCAGGAGAGGUUCCGCAAGCCGCCUCACAAGGAGAGCGAAGAAAACCGCGCAGGGGGAGCAGACGACGCAGGGCAGGGAAGACCGCGAGCUGAAGACGAGGCUGUCGACGAACGUAGGGACGAAGAAGGCGCAGAAGAAAAAGAAGAUGGAUGGGAGCAGGCAGUGCAGCAGACACAGAGGGAGAGAGAUGAACUAUCGAAGGACGGCGAGAGGCCUUCCUCAGGAGAAAGUUUGAAACUCCAGCCGCAGCAGCCGCAACACUCCCAGGCGAUGGACACGCAAGAGCCCGAUGUGCCCGAAGCACGACCAAAGACAGAGGCGACUUCCGAGAAAAAGCGCCUGCAAAAGCACCAAAACGAAAACAAUGCUAGGGCGCAGCGCCAGCCAGCCGGUGAUGCUGCCAUAGCGGACAGGCAACCUGCAGCAGAGCGACAGGACUCAGCGAGGGUGCAGCACGAAUCUGCAAAGGCACCAACAGACGCCGAGGAAGCGCCAGCAUCUCCGCCGACUCCGAAUGAACAUGACCAGGCCCCAGCAGAGCCUGAAGAGCAGACAGGAGAAGACAACGAGGCGUCGGCUACCGAAGACGCCGAAGCAGAUGCCGGGCCGGAAGCUCUAUCGCCCUCUGGAAACGACUCUGGCGACAGCCAAGCAGGCACGGAGGAAGCACUGGAGCCUGACGCAUCGCCGACUGAAGCGCCCGAAGCAGCGACGGCUUCGGAAAACAUGCAACAUGCAGAGGCGAACGAAGACACCGCUGACUUGCCUUCGCGCGGGGCGACGACGGAGGCACAGAGAGGGCAGGAGGAGCGACCAGCGGAAAGUCGAGACGAAGGCGAGGCAGAGACGGAGGAAAGCGUUGACGCCGGAAAGGAAGGCGGCGCAGACGGAGCCUUGCAAGUGAACGCAGCUCAGAUGGACGUGGCAGCCCGCUUCAGAGACUCCAACGACAGAGCCCCGGAAGUAGACGAUGCACAUGAUGGAACGGGCGCCGAAGUCGCUGUGAUAGAAGGCGACGCUGAAGGCGAUGGAGACGCACCGGACGGAGAGGCAGAGGACGGAGAGGAGGAAGAAGAAAUCAACGAGAAGCAGGAAGCCCGCGACGCUCUCGAAAAGGCCCUAAAAGGAGGCAAAAUCCGAAAUCCUCUGAUGGAUGUCUACCCGCGCGAAGUCGUGCUGGUUCAAGUCGAGGCCGAGGACAUCGAUGUCCUCGCGAAAACAGUCGGAGUCGACGCAGAGAAAGGCGGCGCUGUGCGUGUCCUCGACCCCUCUGCGCGCCCAUUCCGCCAGCCACACAUCUCCACGGCGACGAGCACAGACUCCCUGUCGACUGUGAACAAGUCGUUUUUGGAGGAGCCACACAUGAAUCUCGAGGAUCUCGACGUUGCGGAGGACGUGCUGACGGCGAUGCGCCGCCUCUUCCCUCCGCCCUUUGCCUAUCCUCCAAAUCCGCCGUUGCGAAGCGCGCGCUCGCAACCAGCGGGCCUCGGCGAGGACGGGCGACUGUUUUUCCGUGCAUGCACCGCUGCAGACCUGCGCGAGCAGCGGCAGCUGGCAAACGAGAUCGUCGUGGAUCUCUUUAAGAGCGGCGUGCGUGCGCUCAGGCUCUGCCAUGGCGACACGACGACGAGCGGCAUGGCGCGCAUACUUACCACGCAAAUCCACAAGAGCCCGAGCGCAGUCUCAUCUGUGCCACCUUUUCUUCAGUUCGCCACGCCCCUACCGGCGGUGAUUCAAGGGGUGGAGCCGUUCACGCCGCUGGCUGACCUGUUGACGCUCGGCCUGAGUGAGGCCCGCGACCGCGAGCGGCGAGAGGAGGAAGAAGAAAACGUGGAGGAACGCCAAGCGGGCGAGGCCACGGACGACGAAGACGAGGCAACGGACGACUCCCCCCCCAACCUCGAGCGCGGCGCGACGCUACCGUCGAGAGCCAGCACCGCCGCAGAGCUACUGGAGGCCGGAGGUCCCGAGAGCCGCUCGCUCUCGCAGGCGAGUCUGGACGAGGCUGCGGCAGGCGGCGAGGCAUCCCGCCCGCCGUUUUCGCGGCUGUGGUCGCCGUGGAAGCAAGUUUGCCCAGUGUCGUUUCUCGAGGAAGGCGUUGCUGCGCCAGGACAGCGAGAGCUCGCGGUGGACUACGGCGGGCGGGUGUUUUUGUUUCGAGACCAAGAGAAGCAAAGGCGCUUCCUUGACGACCCGCGGAUGUUUGUCUCGCGGGAGCCGGUGCUGAACACGACAAGCCUCUCCGUGGCGCUCUGCGGGCUUGACCGCGAGGGUGCGCGGAAGCAAGCUGCGCUGCUGGCAGACGCCUAUGGCAUUGCUCAAGUCGACGUCCACGACGAGUUGCGAAUGGAGUCCGCGCGCGAAGAAGCCUGGCAGCGGGCGCGCGCGGCGUACCAGACGCGCUUCGAGGCCCGCGAGGCCGCGCGCGAGAAACGUCGCGCGGAAUGGACAGCGAGACUCGCCGAUUACCAGAAGAGAAGAGCGGAGAGGGAGGUCCGCAGGGCGCAGCGCGAAGAGCAGAAACGCGCGAAACUCCAGCGGGGAGAAGGCGCGGAAGCGCGCGCCUGGGGGACGCGUGACGGCUUCGAAGAGUGUGACAAACGAGACAGGUCAGACACUGAAGAAGAGGAGGAAGACAAGCCUCCAGAGGAAGAACUGGAGGAAGACGAAGUCGACGAGCCGCCGCAGCCGGACCCAUGCCUCUUUCGCUUGACGGAUGAAGAGCGCAACGCGCUCAAAGAGGGCAAAGCUCUAGGCGAGGACACGAUUGCGCGAGCCGUGGCCUUCCGCCUGGGACUGGGUUGCAACGUGGAAAUCCGGAAGGCGCGCCUCGAAGAGGAAGGAAGUCUGAAGGCGCGUAUCGAGAAGCACCAGGAGAUUGCGCAGGAUGGCGAAGGAGACACGGAGCUGCCGAACGAUCUCCCCAUCGACCCGCAGACGCUGGAGCUUCAGCUGCCGCCGCUCGCGCUGUCCCCGCCUGCCUCGGGAUUCGUUGUGAUUCACCUCGCAUGCAGCCAGGCGCAGGUCGACGCUCUGGCGAGACUCGGCAUCCACGUCCGCCACUGGCUUCGAUUCACCGUGGACGUCCCUGAAGAGGAACGAGAGACUCACGCAAGGCUGCAGGAGCUGCAAACCGAAGCAGACGCAGCCGCCAAGGCCAUAGCUGCCUACCAGCGGCGUCACCCUGCAGCGUGUCCAAACAGCAGCUUGUCUCAGCCGCGCACUUCGCGAGACUUUUACGAUCUUCUCGGGGGCAGCCUCCCAUCGACUUCGCUGGAGAGCGCGCCUGCGGAGCUGCCAAGCGCUCGCGAGACAGGAGAUCUCACCAGCCGCUCCAUGGCGUUCGCUUCCUCGGCGGCGGCGGAGAUGGAAAGCGCCCGCGGGGGACGCGCUGAAAGAAGCGAAGCACCCAACCAACGCGCAGCCGCCGACGCAGAUGGCGCAGCGACGGCAGACAAUACACAGAGAGCGCGAGAGCUGCGGCAACGCGCAGAGACGCUGCUGGCGGUAAAGGAGCAAGCGCUUCUCAAGCAGGAAGAAGAUAAGCUAUUCUUUGAGACCGAAAAAGAGAAGCCUGAGAGUGACCUCGACGUCCCGAUAGUUCGCGUUUACCUGCAUCUCUCUGACAUGGCGAAGCACUACCGAAUUCGGCAGGCCAUCGAUCCUUUCUUUGUCGCGCCUGACGAGCCCGACUCGGUUCCGCCUCUCCCCGACAUCUCCUCGGUUUUGGCUCUCGUGGACGAGUGCAGCUCCCUGCGCCAGGCGCCAGAGGGUCGGCGCAAGGCUCCGUAUGCGCCGGCCUUUCCUUUUCUGCCGCCGCUGCCAAGCGUUUUCUACGGCGAGACUGGUCACUACUGCCCAGUGAGUCUGCGGCGGCAGCAGUGGCUGCUCCCUGGCGACCCUGAGUUCGCCGUGUCGGUGCAGCAGCGAAUCUAUUUGUGCCGAGACGCGAGUGCGAAGGCGCUCUUCUCGCUGCACCCUGGGGAGUUCAUUCCAUCCUGCUACCUCGCCAGGGACGCCGAAGAAGAGGCGAAACAGGAGGCCUCCGUGGCGCGCCGCUCGGGCUUCUGCCUCGCGGGCGCCGGCGCCGCGGCCGCAGAAGACAGGAGCUUCCACGACGCGCUCAAGAAAGAAGUCCACGUACCGCCCCCGAGAAUUGCCUUCCUGGGGCCAGAGGGCUCACGUGCGUGGACGCACAUGGCGCGCUUCAACCGCGCAGCGGGAUUGCCUGUCCUGCGCUUCGCCGCGGAGUUCAGUCAGGUCUUCCGCGACCUGCUUCGCCGCUGCAAGGCGCGCGAAGACGCAGCUCAGAGACGCGCGGCGCGGCGCCACCAGCAAGCCGAGGCGCAGCGAGAGCCCGAGGGUCUCGACGGCCACGCGACGCCCGCGGCGGAGGCGACGUCUGAUUUCCUGGAUCUCGACUCAGAAGCCGAGUCCGAAGACGAAGCCGCGGAUGGCGCUCCUCAGGACUCGCUUGCAGCCUUUCUGGCGCAGGCGCGAGUUGCGGCGCCGGCACGCGACGCUGCGAGCGAGGCGAAAGAGGCCGACGCACGCGGCGCCGGCGGCGACCGGGCGCAGGCAGAGCCGGAUGACAUCUGGCGAAGCUGGAGCGCCCUCGAGCUUUCCGACGAGACCGUCAAGGCUGUGCGCAUGGAGGCAGUGAAGCGCGUGCUGCACAGCGCCAUGGGACCGGCGCUCAUCGACGGUCGUCUAUUCCCCGCGCUCCCUCCGUCGCCGCCAGAAGAUGAUGAAGCGGACGCUCGCCUUGCUACAACUUCCUUCGCCUCUCUCACGCGCGACGCCCAGAGACUACCAGAUGCCGUGAUUAUCUUCGUAGCGGGCGACGAUUCAGCGGCGAGCCGCACUCUGGACUUUGAGAAAAUCGAGAGAGAAGCGAUGGAAGCCGCUCGGCGAAAACUCGCAGCUCAAGAAGCGCGACGGCGAUGGCGAGCGGAGCGAGAGCGGCGUCGCGAGCGCGAAGGCUCAGAUGGGGAAGACGAUGAAGAAGAAGAAGGCGAUGAAGAUGAGGAUGACGAGGAUGAAACCGAAGAGGACCAAGACCGCCAGGAAGCACGAAUAAAGAAGGAAAAUGAAGACGACACUUUGAUGGAGGACAAGAACCCGAGUCAAGCAGAAUACGCGGAUGAAGAAGAUGAGGAGGACGCCGAGGGAGACGCAGACGCUACCGAAGGCGAGCGAGCGAACAACGGUCCUCUGCGGAUUGCCGCACGGAAGGCGGUGAAGAAGGCACGGGAGGAAUUCCUUCGGCAGAAGAAAGUUCAAGACACUCUCAUUCUUCAGAGCGCCAAGCUCUUCGCCGCGGCGAUGGUUCCCGUGCUUGUGAUUGACGCCGAUAGAACCGACGUCACGAUUCAGCGAGCGAUUUCGCGCUUUCUGCUUCCCUUCCUGCAUCACCGACAGAGUCUCCUCCUUGCGCCGCAGUGUCUGCGCCUAGACAGGGAGACCUGCACACGUUAUCUCAAGUCGGGCGUCGCGCGGCACUCCAGGUUCGGCGUCUUCUCGCCGAAUGACGUCGACGCACCGGUUUCCCCCGCGAGCCUCCGCAACCCGGUGCUGUUGAACGGGCGCGUGUUCUACCCUGGAGCGACGUCGGCGCGCGUCGACCAGUUCUGCCGCUUUCCCUCGCUCUUCCUCGCUUCGCCGCCGCCGGCACCGCGCCUCUGCCUCCCCCGAGUCUGCGUCCUGGGUCCGCCGCUCGCAGGAAAAAGCACCGGGUCGCUCUGUCUCCCCGUGUUGUCUGAUUCGGGUGGUGCACCAGCGCCUGCGCCACUCAGACGUCCUGCAGCGGGGCUUUGUCUUGGAUGGCUUCCCGGCGCACCUUGGGCUCUGCAAGCGCCUGCAGCUGCUUGCGACCGAGAACCCCAUCGAGGUGCGGUGUCCCCGCUUGCUCAGCGAGAGUCUUCACCUUCACUCGCCGUCGUCUUCGCGUUCCCCGUCGCCGCAGCCGCGAGCCAAGGUCCGCGGGGCGAAGGGGCUGAGGCGGAGCGGCGCCGAAGCUCACGCAGAGAGCGGCGCCGAGAGCGCAGAACUAGCGGCGGACGCGGGGGGGAAGGGCCUCCAGGGGUCGACGCGGGGGAGGCGAAGAGUCGAGGUGACUUCCGGCGGCUGCCCGGCACGAGCUUCAAGGCGCUGCUGGAAAAACAGAGCCUCGCAGAAGGGACUGCGAAGACGUCGAGGCGCGGCGGAGGAACGGAAGCGCACAAGGCACGACAGCGCGAGUCCGAGGCGCGGAUGUGGAUGCGUCCGAGGUCAACGGACGACGAUUCAAACGAAGGAAACGAGACAGCACGGCGGCUGGAUGCCGCCGCGUCGAGACGGCUGCACACCGCUGGCGACCUGGACCGCUCUUCGGCGUCUGCGAGGCCGGAGGAGGCACCGAGCGGCUCCCGAUCUGACACGCGAUCCGCUGUCUCCAGACAAGAGGGAGAGAGCCCGCGCGCCGCCGGCGGACGAGAGAGGGAGCAGGCGCGCGAAGGCCUGCCUGCUCACCCCAGCGACGCAGAGGAAGAACGCGAAAGAACUGAGAGCUACCGAGCGCCAGACGGCGCACCGGACGAAGAAGAAAGCAACGCAGAAGACAGGGACGCAGAAGAAGACGAAGAGGAAGAGCUGGGCGGCAGUGCGGAUGACCGACAUUCGGAGAGAGGAGGGCAUGACAAAGAACUGCACGAAGGAGGACGCGAAUGCGAAGCUGCCGACAGCUCGGCGAGAGGCGUGUCAAUAGAGGAACACCCGGACGAGCUCCAGCAGUCCAUUAGAGAAGCGCCAAAGGCAGCUGCGGGAGAAGUCAAAGAGCCGGGUCGCGUAGAGACUCUCGCAGCUCGUAUCGCGAAAAAUAUGCAGCGAAAGGAGCGCGAUGAGAAGUCCCUGGCAGAUGACGCGGAGCUCAACGACGCGGACGAUGAAGAAUGCGCGUUUGACAUUAUUUUCAUUUUCCAUGGUGACGAAGCUCUUACAGACCGCAGAUCCGCAGAUAUCCAGCGACGCAUCCAACCGGAUUUCCCCGUUCACGACGAACGCGACUGUCAAGCGAACCCCGACGGACUGAAGGAAAGCUUGUCAUCUUUCCGCGUCUCCAUCGCGCCUCUUAAAGCGUAUUACGCGAGCGUGUUCAAUAACAUUAUUCCAAUCCCGGCGGAGGCGAGUGCGUGGCGCCAGUUUGAGAUCGCGAGGCAAGAAGUUGAGAGCUUCUGUAGGCGAAAACACGAAUAUCUUCGCCGGAAGGCAGAGGGCAAAGCUGCACGUUGCUUCUUCAUAGGCCGGAAGCAGAGCCAAGCCAUAAAGCUCGUGACGAAAGCUUUCAAAACCUACUGCCCCGUGUGCUGGGGAUUGCAGGGGGCGCUGUACGACUCAGGUGGAAAUCCUUUUCACCAAGCAGAAUUUCGGGGCGGCGUUUACUUCUGCUGCUCUGAAGAACAUCUCCAGGCCUUCCUGAAAACGCCUUCGGCGUAUAUUCGGGAUGCAGUCCCCAAGGACUUGCCGGUUCGCCUCUCGCUCGCAGAGCUCCAAAGCUUCUCAGCACCGCCCCCGUUUCAGUUCAAGGGUCUGUGCCCCGUCGCGUGUGUCGAAAGGCAGACGUUUGCCGACGGUAACUUCGACUUUGUAGCCAAGUAUGCGGGAGAGUACUGGACGUUCAGCUCGGCGGAGGCGCUAGAGUCUUUUCUGCACUUCCCUUCCGCCUACGUUGAGAGAGCGCGAAGCGUUCCGCCAGCGCUGUUGGAGGCGGAAGCUUUAAAGGGGCGAAGGCUCCCACGGACUCUGCAGCAGCUUGCGCAAGAAGGGGAAGCUCAAAUACCCCCCCAGCCUGCCCUGCUGAGCUUAGCGGUAGAGCUGAAGGACGCCUUCACGUUCCUUGAAGUCACCACGUCCGAGCUCCUGAUGGAGGCUCUGACGCAAGCUGGUUUGAAGCGGCUAGUUUUUCCCGGGCAGAGUAUCCGCCAGAGCGCUCUUCGCUUCCUGGCUCUCUAUCUGCAUGCACACAACGCGCUUAUGCCUCCCGUCAUGCACCGAGAUGCCUUGAAGACGCUCAGCGACUUUAUUUCCGGUAUACAAUUUCACGGCGCUCCGAGACGUCAGGGGACGGCGAUCCCCUGGUUCACGUAUGAAAGGGGACACAUUCAUGCUUAG
Molecule: messenger RNA, 11466 nt
Organism: Besnoitia besnoiti
Lineage: Eukaryota; Apicomplexa; Conoidasida; Eucoccidiorida; Sarcocystidae
Exons: 35
Coding region: 1-11466 (3821 amino acids)
Biological process (GO): regulation of cilium beat frequency
Cellular component (GO): ciliary basal body; axoneme
Molecular function (GO): calcium ion binding
Source: RefSeq, a predicted model, not a curated record